AUGGGAUUCCUCAAAAUUGGAACUCCAUUAAGUUGGGAGGAUGUGCAAAAAGUAAAAUCACUAAUCAGGUUAUAUGGCAUACUACAAUUUGUUCAUACGUACAAAUGUAACAAAGACCGAGUGGACGAGAACAUCAUGUUUGGGGACGAAAUAGAAUACAUCGUUAUUUGCAAUGAUGAAAAUUUGAAAGAAUCUUCUGCGCUUUUAUGUGCAACAGAUUUGAUUGAUGAAAUGAUGAACCUAGAAAGUGUUACCUAUUGUGAGUAUGGAUCUCAUUGGACUCCAGAAUAUUCUUCCUUCACCAUUGAAGGGACACCUUCCGUUCCGUUUAAAUUUGAUAUAAAUUCUUCACCCUUUGUUGAAGAUUCCAUGCGCAUAAGGAGAAUAAAACUGAACAAUGUUCUCAGUGCUAUUGCGGGAGUGCGGGCCAUCACUUUGCCAUGCUUCCCAAAUUCACUACUAGAGAAUAGCCUCCUUAUGGCCAAAAGAAUUACUCAAGAAACGGGGAAGAGGAAGGGUGACAGGGGGAAAGGUGUUGGUUCAGGUGGAGACACCUUGGAGACGCCAACAAGGGAACAUGUUAAUCAAAAGGAAGGGCAAAAGGGACAGGGCGAGAUGGUCAAACAAGUCAUCACGCAGGGAGAAUACAAAAUAACACUCAAUGAUAGCUCACAGACGUAUGCAGACGAGGGUAAGUCUACCCAGUUUGUAAACUCGGAUGUGAUUGCCCAGAAGAAUGACGACUCGUUGAUGCAAGAAAUGUGCGAGGACGAAGUGGGCAGCGCGGAUCAGGCGGAUCAGCCAGAUCAGGCAGACCAACCAGACCAGGCUGACCAAUCGAAUGAAUCAAACCUGACCAGUCAGGCGACCACACCGAACCAACCCAUCUUCAUCAACGAGGCCAAGGAAAACCUCCUCUUCGAAUGUGACCUGUUCAAACCUGAGCAGACAAGGAACUACAGCAACAGCUGCCUCGUCACCGACAUGGUGAUCAGUCCACACGCCAGGUAUGUCACUCUCACUAAGAAUAUAAGAAAACGACGGGGGACGAAAGUCAUUUCAUUUAACGAGAUAUACAAAGAUGAGAACACAGAGAAGAUGCCCAGGUGGGAACACUCUCUGGAUAAAACGGACAGAAGACUUUUCAAGAAAAUUAAGAAAAAGUACGUCCUCGAUGAGCACUUGAUUUGGAACAAGUCUAUGACGAACAGAAAGAGAGUAGAAUCGGUCCAGUCGGAUUUGCCUCCAAGUGGAGAUGUGACGUCUCCAGCAGUGGUAGAAGCGUCGGAGGAUCCCUACCCGGAGGACGCCCUCCCCGCGCCAGCCAGCCUAAUGAAUGAAGUGAUAAAGAAUAGUCUGUUCAGCAACCUGGACGAUGUGAAGGACCACAUCUACGUGUACGACCGCAAGUUUAUCCAGGAGUACUCAGAAAAGUGCAAGAACCCAAUUAAAAAUUAUGUUUACCUAGAUGCAAUGUUCUUCGGAAUGAGCAUGUGUUGUCAGCAAGUGACCAUGUCCUUUCCAACUAUUGAUGACGCGAAGUAUUUAUAUGACCAGCUAGCUGUUAUCGCGCCCUUGUUCCUAGCCCUAACGGCGUGCACCCCAUAUUUAGGAGGAUUUCUCACCGAGACGGAUACUCGAUGGAGAGUCAUAUCAAACUCUGUUGACUGUAGAACAGAGGAGGAACUAUCCUACCUAUCGAAGCCAAGAUAUUCAGGAAUAUCUUUGUACAUUUCUAAUGAAUUGCCACUUAGGAAGAACUACCAUUUCUAUAACGACAUAGAUGUGGUGUUGGAUAAGAAUGUGUAUGAUAAAUUGGUGAAAGAAAAUGUGGAUGAUUUUUUAGCUAGACAUGUUGCGUCUCUUUUUGUUAGGGACCCCAUCGUGGUUUUUGAGGGGUCCUACAGUGAGAAGGAUAUACAGUCAAUUGAGGGGAGGAUGAGUAAGGUGGGUUCCGACAUGGGAGUAGAUUCCGCCGCUUCUGGCGCCAGUAGGUUGGACGGAAACCCCAUGAACAGCGUGUACCUCAGCGACGAUUUCAACUUUCUGGAGGACUACGAAGAGACGGUGUUGUCCUCUCAUCAGCACUUUGAAAAUUUCCAAAGCACCAACUGGAACAGCGUUCGGUUUAAGCCGCCCCCCAUCCUGAACAACCACGGCAACGGGCCAAGUUCCAUAGGAUGGAGAGUAGAAUUUCGCACGCCAGACAUUCAGAUCACCGACUUUGAAAACGCCUCAGUCGUUACGCUAAUUAUGGUGUUGUCCAAAUUUAUCCUAAAGGAAAGGUUGAACCUUUACAUUCCCAUGUCGAUGUUGGAGGAAAACCUUUUCCGUUCCGCUAAUAGGGAUGCCAUUUUUAAGGAAAAAUUCUACUUCAGGAGAGAUCUAACAUACGACACGGAGGAUAAUCAAGUGGAGGAGAAGACCUUAUAUGAUAUUUUUUUUAACGAACACAAUGGCAUUUUCUUCCUAUGCUCCAAGUACAUUGAGGAGCAGUUCCGUGAAGGGCAACUUUCCCAUGCAGCUAAGAACAAAAUAGAUGAAUACAUAGAAUUUGUGAAGCAAAGAUGUGCUGGAAAAAUAUGUACAGGUGCCGCCUACUUGAGAAACUUCAUUUUAAACCACCCAGCGUAUGAGAAGGACUCCUACAUCAAUAGCAGGAUAAAUUAUGAUAUUUGUAAGCUCAUAGCUGAUAUAGGGAAGGGGCUUAUCAUCCCGCAGGAACUGCUGGGCGUGUUUGUGGACCCUUACAAGGAAAGAAUUAAAAGUGAUUUGCGGCAAAUUAAUGAAAGUCAAUAUGUGAAGAGCUUGGCUUAUAAGUUCAUCUCCGGGGAGGACUACACACAGUAUUUGCUGCUCAGCGAGGCCAUUAAGGAGGGUAAGGAUUACUACACCGGUACGCGUCGCAGCUACGGUGAGGAGUCCAUGGAUAACAACACGCUGGAGUUUGGGAAGAAGCUCUACCAGCUGAGUGCCUAA
Messenger RNA from Plasmodium coatneyi, 2979 nucleotides. RefSeq names its product Gamma-glutamylcysteine synthetase. Gene Ontology annotation, biological process: glutathione biosynthetic process. The transcript has a single exon. The record is from RefSeq and is a predicted model, not a curated record. NCBI's taxonomy places the organism in Eukaryota, Apicomplexa, Aconoidasida, Haemosporida, Plasmodiidae. Gene Ontology annotation, molecular function: glutamate-cysteine ligase activity. The coding region runs from base 1 to 2979 and encodes 992 amino acids.